Messenger RNA from Triticum dicoccoides, 512 nucleotides. RefSeq lists its product as uncharacterized. The annotation marks the transcript as partial. Lineage: Eukaryota; Viridiplantae; Streptophyta; Magnoliopsida; Poales; Poaceae. The transcript has 6 exons. The record is from RefSeq and is a predicted model, not a curated record.
GGUCUGGUUCGUAUACCAUAACAGCAAUUGUUGUUGCUGGGCUUAUCGGCUAUGCAUACGUCAGGUGGAAGGGUUGGAAGAUUUCUGACAUGAUGUGGGUGACGAAGCGCGGUCUGGCUGAUGCCUGCGAUGUCGUGGGCAAACAGUUAGAUGAUGUUUCAAAUACAGUGCAGGUUACGAAGAAACAUCUAGCUGUUAGGAUCGACCGGGUCGAUGCUAAUCUAGACGAAACACAAGAAAUUAUCGAAGGGACAAGGGAUGAGGUCGCAGUGAUCCAUGUGGAUCUGAGCGCCUUUCAGAAGGAGCUCCAAGAAGUCAGCCGUACGGUUGAAAUAUGGGGGUCAAGGCUGUCUGGUAUCGAGGACACCCAGGAUCGUACAGUGCGUGCAACUGAAGCCUUAGUUGGGUUCAGCCAACAACUGGAACAUGGUGGCCAGAAUCCCAAUAUUCGUCAGGCAAGUCGGCGGCCCAGCUUAUGCAAUUCCUUAGUGGCAUGUUGGUUACAUGAUUAG